GUAGCGUUAGUAACGCUGAGCUGCAACAUUUUUAUUCAGAAGAGGUUAUUUUUCGGAAUUAAUCGAUUUUUUGCGUGUUUUAAUUCGUUUUUUUAGUUUUCUUUGAUGUAGAUGAGCUUUAGUGUUUUAUAUAGAUAUUUUAAACAUCUGCGUCGCUUGAUAUGAGUUAAAAUAGGCUUUUUUGACAGUUGUAGAAUCAACGUGGUCUGGGUUUCAGUUAAACCACCAAAAUAAUCUAAAUAAGAUAAUUAAUAUAUUUUACUAUUUUUGGAGCAUCUUUUUUUAUUAUUUGAUUUGAGGUUCAUGGUUUUUUUUUUAAUCUAGAACAACAAUAUAAACGCUUGUGUUGGUAUAAUUGGUGCUGGAAAAGUUCCUUGAUAUUUUAUAUAUAAACUAAACAGAAGAAUAAAGAAGAGACUGGAGUCAAAGUUAGAUGUUAAGCAGAGCUACACUGACCAUAAGAGGCUCUUCUACCCACCUCUGCUGACCAUCACAUGGCUUAGUUGCAGAUUCUUCCACUAAUUAACAUGGAGCCUGAUCCUAAACGAAGGAAAGGAAUGGAGUACGACUCCUGGGAUGUCGUCCCGGUUCUCUCAGAUGAACAGUCUCAGGACCUUAAACUACUGGAUGCUUAUGCUGCUCCCAUCAUGGAAAAGAGAGAAACCUCACGCUUGGUCAAAGAGUUGGCCACGUCCUUCCCAUUGCCAGAUCUUCAGCACAUCAAGAGGGUUAGAGCAUGUAAAGACAAGAACACUGCUCAUCCCUUGGAGGUCAUUGUGUGUCUGGCUAGUGAUGUUCCUGAUCAGGAAUGCAAAGGGCCUACUGGGCCUACUCUCUCUGACCUACUGUGCUCUCAAACCUUUGACCCCCGAGGCUUGGGUGAGCCGUUUCUCGUCCAGAUUCCAGCCAGUGCUCCACUGACGAGACCACAGUUUGAGAGAGCCAGCAAGCACUGGCCUACGUCUUUCCAUGAAGACAAACAAAUCACAUCUGCCUUGAAAGGACAGUUGUUCUCGUCCAGUGAGAAAGCUAAAAUGCAAGAACAUAUGAUGGAGGCUAUAGAAGCUGCUAGAUCUGGCCACACGCUGGGGAUGGAUGCUGUAGGUGCUGUGGUUGUCGACCCACAGACAGGCCAAAGGCUUGCUGUAGCUCAUGACUGCAGACGAGGGACACAUCCACUUCAUCACGCUGUAAUGGUGUGCGUCGACCUUGUGGCGGAUAGUCAAGGAGGAGGAGCCUACCAGUAUGAGAAGUAUCCAGCCUGCAGAUACUACGUUCCUGACCCUCAGGUCACCACCAGUCACAUGGACGUAUCUGCGUUAGAGAGCCACAGCACCUCAGACAAGGCCAAGGAAAAUGGACAGUCGUACAUCUGUACCGGAUAUGACCUGUAUGUGACCAGGGAGCCAUGUGUGAUGUGUGCCAUGGCGUUAGUUCAUUCCAGAAUAAACAGAGUCUUCUAUGGAGCAGCUACUGCAGACGGUGCUUUAGGAAGCAGAUAUAAAAUUCACUGUCAAAAGGAUCUGAAUCACCACUUCGAGGUGUAUAAAGGAGUGAUGCCACAGGCCUGUGAGGAACUUCUGGACUCUAAGUAAACAUUGUUUUUUAUGCUUUGUUUUAAUCUGACUUUGGAUCUUAAUUAAAAAUGUUUAAUGACUUUGA
Astyanax mexicanus (Mexican tetra) is the source of this 1662-nucleotide messenger RNA. RefSeq names its product adenosine deaminase tRNA specific 3 (gene adat3). Gene Ontology annotation, cellular component: nucleus; cytoplasm. The coding region runs from base 528 to 1595 and encodes 355 amino acids. The transcript is spliced from 2 exons. Lineage: Eukaryota; Metazoa; Chordata; Actinopteri; Characiformes; Acestrorhamphidae. Gene Ontology annotation, biological process: tRNA wobble adenosine to inosine editing. The record is from RefSeq and is a predicted model, not a curated record. Gene Ontology annotation, molecular function: tRNA-specific adenosine-34 deaminase activity.